Molecule: messenger RNA, 2076 nt
Organism: Quercus lobata
Lineage: Eukaryota; Viridiplantae; Streptophyta; Magnoliopsida; Fagales; Fagaceae
Product: beta-glucosidase 17-like
Exons: 13
Coding region: 141-1772 (543 amino acids)
Biological process (GO): carbohydrate metabolic process
Molecular function (GO): beta-glucosidase activity
Source: RefSeq, a predicted model, not a curated record
UAUUGAGCAAGCAUCGUGAUCCAGAUGACCCAAAUACAUAUAUAAUUAAGCGUGAUGAUUACUUGCCUGGUUAACCAAAUGACACUUUUAGUUGAUUUUUAUGUGAAAAAACAAUAAACUACGUGCACUGAGAAUGAGUAAUGGAAUUCAACAACUAUAUAAGUGUGCUAAUUAUACUUUGGUUGGCCAACACAUUCAUGGGGAGUUGGAGAAAGUCAGGCAUGGAAAUUCAUUAUCAUCAUCAUCGUCUCUUUUGGUAUGUGCUGCUUGUUGUUACCUAUUUUUUCUCUUUCACUGAAAGUUUAAGUCGGAGAGAUUUUCCAGCUGGUUUCAUAUUUGGAGGGGCCUCAAGUGCUUACCAGUAUGAAGGGGCUGCAUAUCAACAUGGAAAAGGACCUAGCAUAUGGGACACUUUCACUAGGGAACAUCCAGAAAAAAUUGCGGACCAUAGCACCGGGGUUAUAGCUCAAAAUUUUUAUUAUCGCUUUGAGGAGGACAUAGCUCAGAUGAAAGAAAUUGGUUUAGACUUCUUUAGGUUCUCCAUCUCAUGGCCCAGAAUACUACCUAAAGGAAAACUCAGUGGGGGAGUGAACCAAGAAGGGGUCACAUUCUACAGUAACCUCAUAAAUGAGCUACUGUCUCAAGGUUUAAAACCGUUUAUAACUUUAUUCCAUUGGGAUGUUCCACAAGCCCUUGAAGAUGAGUAUGGUGGAUUCUUGAGCCAAAACAUAGUGGAUGAUUAUCGCAACUAUGUGGACUUUUGUUUCAAAGAAUUUGGUGAUAGAGUGAAGUAUUGGAUCACAAUUAACGAGCCAAAUAUAUUUACCAUUGGGGGGUACGCAGACGGCACCAUGGCACCUGGUCGAUGUUCAAACUAUAUCGGAAAUUGCACGCAUGGGAACUCCGGAACAGAACCCUAUAUAGUGGCACAUAAUUUUCUUCUUUCUCAUGCAACUGUCGUGAAAUUGUAUAGGGAAAAGUAUCAGGCUUCUCAAAUGGGAGUAAUUGGCAUUACAGUAUCAAGUCGUUGGGUGCUGCCCAAAUACCAAACAGUUGCUAGCACCAAGGCUGCCUUUAGAGGUCUCGAUUUUUUGUUUGGAUGGUUUGUUGAUCCAGUUAUAUUUGGUGACUAUCCUGAGACUAUGCGAGCUUUGGUGGGGACUCGACUGCUCAUAUUUACUGAAUCACAAUCCAAGAUGCUAAAGGGUUCUCUAGAUUUCCUUGGAGUAAAUUACUACACUGCAAGAUAUGCAGAUGACUCUACUUCUUCUAGUAGCGUCAACCUAAGUUACACAACAGAUAGCCACGUAAAUCUGACCACGGAGAAGGAUGGCAUUCUUAUUGGUCAACCAACUGCUGCCGACUGGCUUUUCAUUUAUCCAAGAGGAAUUCGAGAACUUAUGCUAUACAUAAAUAAAAAAUACAACAAUCCGCCUAUUUUCAUUACCGAAAAUGGAGUUGCUGAUAAUGGCUCAUUGCCGAUUCAAGAGGCUCUCAAUGAUAGCUUAAGGAUAAAUUACUACCAUAGUCAUCUAUCAAAUCUCUUGAAGGCUAUAAGGGCUGGGGUUGACGUGAGAGGAUACUUUGCGUGGACAGUUCUUGAUGACUUUGAGUGGAAUUCUGGUUAUACUCUUCGGUUUGGCAUCACUUACAUAGAUUACAAAAAUGUGCUGACAAGAUACAUGAAACGCUCUACUCUAUGGUUCAAAAAAUUUCUCCAAAAGGAAAAUGUCAUCAAAAGCGAACCUUUGUUGUACAUGAGUAGUAAUUGAAUUUUGAGCAACUGUUUUGUUGUAUGUUGAACUAAUUGUUUCGAUGUAUCCUCUAGCAUGCACUUAUUCUGAAAAUCAGUUCUAAAUUUAUAUGUAGUGUAUUACAAUAGGGGUCUCCCAGUUUCUUAAUUUGGGUCUAAAGAUGAUAAGGGACAACCAAUCUGGUAUUAAUUCUUGUUGCCAAAGAUAAGUAAACCUACUUAUCUCAAGCAGAUUUGAAGUCAUUUGAAGAUUGAGUUCUUCAAUCAGCUUCUUGACUGAACAGGAUAUAUAACGAAACUAUUUUGGAUGCAUUCAUCAUUAA